Messenger RNA from Stegastes partitus (bicolor damselfish), 3124 nucleotides. It is a transcript of the gene elovl5, whose product is annotated as ELOVL fatty acid elongase 5. Gene Ontology annotation, molecular function: fatty acid elongase activity. Gene Ontology annotation, biological process: very long-chain fatty acid biosynthetic process; sphingolipid biosynthetic process; fatty acid elongation, saturated fatty acid. The record is from RefSeq and is a predicted model, not a curated record. The transcript has 8 exons. The coding region runs from base 35 to 919 and encodes 294 amino acids. NCBI's taxonomy places the organism in Eukaryota, Metazoa, Chordata, Actinopteri, Pomacentridae. Gene Ontology annotation, cellular component: endoplasmic reticulum; endoplasmic reticulum membrane.
CCGACGUGCCGGCUGCAGGACUUUAUGGUGACCAAUGGAGACCUUCAAUCAUAAGCUGAACACUUAUUUAGAGUCAUGGAUGGGUCCCAGAGAUCAGCGGGUGAGGGGAUGGCUGCUGCUCGACAACUACCCACCGACGUUUGCACUCACAGUCAUGUACCUCCUGAUCGUAUGGAUGGGGCCCAAGUACAUGAAACACAGGCAGCCAUACUCCUGCAGAGGCCUCCUGGUGCUCUACAAUCUGGGCCUCACGCUCUUGUCCUUCUACAUGUUCUAUGAGCUUGUUACGGCUGUGUGGCAUGGCGGCUACAACUUCUACUGCCAGGACACACACAGUGCACAAGAAGUAGAUAAUAAGAUCAUAAACGUCCUGUGGUGGUACUACUUCUCCAAGCUCAUCGAGUUCAUGGACACAUUUUUCUUCAUACUACGAAAAAAUAACCACCAGAUCACCUUUCUGCACAUCUACCACCACGCCAGCAUGCUGAACAUCUGGUGGUUCGUUAUGAACUGGGUGCCCUGUGGCCAUUCGUACUUCGGUGCCUCCCUAAACAGCUUCGUCCACGUCGUGAUGUAUUCUUACUACGGCCUCUCAGCCGUUCCUGCCAUCCGGCCGUACCUUUGGUGGAAGAAGUACAUCACACAGUUUCAGCUGAUCCAGUUCUUUUUAACCAUGUCCCAGACAAUGUGUGCAGUCGUGUGGCCGUGUGGUUUCCCAAUGGGAUGGCUGUAUUUCCAAAUAAGUUACAUGGUCACGCUCAUUAUCCUUUUCUCAAACUUCUACAUUCAGACUUACAAGAAGCACAGCGGUUCUCUAAAAAAGGAGCACCAGAACGGCUCCACCGCGUCGACAAACGGACACGCGAACGGGACGCCAUCGAUGGAUCGCACCGCAGCCAAGAAACUGAGGGUGGAUUGACAUUUGAGAAAGCCGUCGCCCAACUCACACUGUAGCGUGUUAGCCAAUGCUGCUAGGAGGUGUAUGUAUCUUCUUAUCUAGAAUAGUCUAGCACUCACUUCAGACGAAAUAAGCCAUAGCCUCAUGUAUCCAGAGACUUUCCAUGUUUUUGCACACAUUACUACUCAUGGUACUGAAUUAUGAAAUUAAUAGAAUUAAAGGAGAUAAGUAUUGUAGUAUGGUUGACACUGUACAGUAUUGCCUUCCCCACCCUCUAGAGAUAAUCUAAAGCAAAAAUCUCUUUCUUGUUACCAGCAAACAAACAAAAAAAAACACAUCGAGACUCGUGCAGUGAUGGAAGGUCCAAGGUUUGCUCACACUAGAUGACGUCAACCUAAGGGACAGUUAAGGAACACACUGCUCUCUACUUAAUGUGUAACUAGAGUACGCAUCUUGUGUAUUGCUUUAUGCCGCUCCACCCUGUGCGGUUGCAUAAUCCAAAAAUUUUGCUCUCUGCAAUGCUGUAAUUCAUUUUCAUUGACAAAGUGUAACGGCUGAAAUGACAUUUUGCAGAUAUAUUUGCAGAGCAGGGACUCCAGGGUUGGAAUAUUUAGCCAUCUGAACAAAGCAUAACCAAAGCAUAGCGCGCCGCAAAUGCUCGGAUUCAUAUGAAAAAAAACAGUUUUAAGACAGUGUGAAAGGACAGCUGCUGUGUUUCAUAAGCACAAUAUAAAGUCAGUUCUCCUUAACAACAGUGUGACAGAAAUCUCCUUUCACACUGUGUUAUGUCUAUUGUAGCUUUUAGGACAUGAAAUGUAUUUAUUUUAAUCUAAUAAGGCCAUGCCCGUUAGGUCUGCAGUGCAGCUGCUUAUUGGUAACUAAUAGGUAUUAAAUUUAUCAAGUGAAUAUAAUCAUAUUGUAUGAUUCAGUGCUAAUACUUUAUAUUCAGAUAAACUUUAGUAUGUAGUUAAGAAUGAGAGCUCACUAUUGACCUGUUAAAAUAAAGCAGUCUUACCACAAGGUUCAUUUAGUAGAUCAGAUAGGACUUUUGAUCAACACAUGGUCUUUAACAAAUGGUUUUUGCUCAGUAGUAUAUAAUAGAAAAUAUAGAAAUGGAAACAUCUCUAACUCAUUGACAGCUUGGUAAAACCCCAUCACUGAGGACAUCAUGUGAAACAAACAAAUACUACACUUUAUUUAGUCUUUACAUUAAUAGGGUGCCUUCUGAACCGGCUGAUUUGGUUUUAAUGUAGCAGUUUUCAUCUUUUCAGUCGCCUAACGUUGGUCCAUUUAAGACCAACACGUGUCAGACCUCCUGCUCAAAUCCUGUGCCUGAAUCUUUACUUUGUUGAACUCGUCAAAUGUCCUAAAUGAUCAUUUUUAACAAAUGAUACAUGAUAAUGAAUUUAUAGUGUAUUAGAUUAGCAUAAAGGCUGGAAACAGGGAAAUAGAUUGAAGUCUGCGUUCAAAGGUAAUUAAAUCCGCCUACACUGCUCGCUUGAGAUCUUAAUGCAAGUUGUUUCCCAGUGUUUCUAGUCUUUAUGCUCGGCUGCAGCUUCAUAUUUAGCUUAUUGACAUGAGCAAGGCAGCAAACUAGUUUGUUCAUAUGCUGAAGUAUUCCGUAGACAUUUUCCAAGAAUUGUUUUUGAUGGACGAAACAGGUUAUAAUGAAACUAUUUAUUUCUUUGUGUUCAUUAUUAUGUUAUUGUUCUUGUUACCUAGACUGCUGCCAGGGCCAUACACAGGGAAUGCUGCACUGCUCUAAUGCGCUGAUUUAAUUUAAUGUUGUUAAAAUGUAUAGAUGAACAGCAGUCACGCUCACUGCAACAGACAUAAAAAUCAACAUUUUCUCUGCUCAAUGAAUCGGGUCUACAGAUAAUUACACAAACCUGGUUAACAUACAGGAACCACUCAGUAGUUUUGUGUGUGUGUGUUUUUCUUUUCUUUUUUUUUUUUAAGUUUAUUUCCAGCUACAUACCUGCUGCAGUUCAUCCUUUGUACAAGGUGGAAGCGCUGAAGGUUUAUAUAUUUAAGAGUAGGAUUAAUUUUCUCCCCAACUGAUAAAGGUCAAAGGAGCAUACAGCGAUGUGAUGAGAUACAAAUUUUCUAAACUGUUAUAAUGUAUAAAUAUAUUUUCUGAAAUAUGGGGAGAGUCUGGGUUAACGUGUUGCGACUCAUGCUUUACUCACUGUAACACAUUAAAGACAAACUCAGAUUGUAAACAUA